Messenger RNA from Belonocnema kinseyi, 916 nucleotides. RefSeq lists its product as uncharacterized. The transcript is spliced from 3 exons. The coding region runs from base 1 to 732 and encodes 243 amino acids. NCBI's taxonomy places the organism in Eukaryota, Metazoa, Arthropoda, Insecta, Hymenoptera, Cynipidae. The record is from RefSeq and is a predicted model, not a curated record.
AUGUCGAAAAUUAGGGUUGCCAAACAGGAAAUUUUGGCUCACCAAGCAAAAUUCGAAGGAGCUUUUCUGAAGUCCGUUUUAUAUGAAGCUGGCCUAGUCGACAUUCUCACCGAUUUUAACAGGCGAAACGUUGUUUGUGUAGUAUUCUUUACAUUAUUGUUUGUUCCAGAAUUUGGAACUUGUGAGGCAAACAUUUUUUACGUCGGCCUUUAUAAUAGAUUCAAGAUUGACUUGUUGGAGCACAAAAAAUCUUUUAUACAACUGUCAGACAGACAAAAGAGACGUAGGAUUUUAGAAUAUCGAGUCCUGGAUAAGAAGAAUAAUUCUAAAAAUAAUCGAAUUGUCCAAAAUGGUUCGAACGAAAGAGAUAUUCUCUUAGAAGAUGGGCGAAGAGGUCUCUGCACUGCAGAUUUAGUUUCAGAAAUACCUCAAGACGUCCCUCCUGCCACGGAGAAUUUUGAAAAUGAAUUUUUGGAAGACAUAAAAAAUCUAGAAGAGUCUGACUUGGAAGAUAAAUUGAAUCGAUAUGACGAUGAUGAUGAUGAUCGUUCAGUAUCUGCACCCACAUUUUGGGAAAAAAUUUCCAUGAUUUGCAUUCAUCAGCAUAUUACUAGGCAAGCAGUAAACGACUGGCUGCAAGUUUUACGCGAUGCCGGUCACACUAAACUCCCAAAUGACAGCAGGACUUUGUUGGGCACUCCUCGCAAGACAUCUUCUGUUGCAGUUUUUUGAUGAAGGCGAUGUAACAGAAAUAGCAAUACAAAUUCAUUUUGACGGGCUACCACUUUCUAAACGCUCAAAAGAUCAAUUAUGGACCCAACUCGAAAAAAUAACAAAACCUCAGCUUUCUGGAGUAUUUCUAAUCGGAGCCUAUCACGGCAGAGAAAAGCCAAAACUAGCUUCCGAAUUCCUAAAA